UCUAUGACAGACCAGCAGACAGCUGAACGUUUCAGUGUUUCACUGCGAAGAAUCACAACAAUAAGAAGUGCUGCUUAAAGGAACUCAACAUGGCCAUAAGUUAUUCUAGGUUAACCCAUUUGAGAUUAGCGGAAAAGUUUCGAAGAUCAUGUACGAGCACUUUCUAGUCAACGGCCCGUACCUGUUUCUUCACAAAUUUCUAAAAUAGAUCAUAAGAAGAUGAUGAAACCAGAAAAGAAAGAGGAUCGCGUUAUCUACGAACUUCCUAAAGUCUAUGUAGAGGAAAAUACAACCGGCUUGGCGCUAUUCUCUAGUAAUACCAACUAUGGCAUUAAAGUGAUUGAAGUUAUGAAUGCAAUCAAAUUCACGCCGUAUGGAUUAAGACAAACAUGGGAUCUAUUUCAAGAAGAUAAAUUGUUGAGAUCACAAAUUUAUAUAAAAGAACGAGCAGAAUUCCUGGGCCCAGAAUUAGCUACAGCUCAUUUUCUUUGUUUUCGUGGUGGAAAAGUACGUUUCCAUGGCCAAGAGGACUGGAUCACUCAAGACCCUGAUUCUGAUAUGUUAACAAGUUUACCCAAAUUCUAUGUUGAGUCAUAUAAAGUGGAGGCUGCUGACUGUUCAAAAAUGACUCUCAUCUAUGAGGGUUUGGAGAACAUGAAAAAUAUGGAGAACCUAAAGUGGCUGAGCCUGGAAGGGUGUCCACAUAUUGAUGAUUGGUGCCUGGAUAGGAUUUCGGGCGAGUAUGGCAACACACUGGAAUACCUAGACAUCCGAAACUGUCACAGAGUGACAGAUAAGGGUAUUGCAUCGCUAAGCAAAAUGAAGAAACUCAAAACACUUAUUUUGGGCGGUCACCCUGAAGCUAAAAACCUUGAACUGGUAUGUCUCAUGCUCGAGGAUAUUUUGCCUGAAAUCACCAUCAGAGGUAUCGUUUACUGCGAUGAAUCGCUACUGAAACCCAGUGAAGCUAAAGAAUAAGAAUGUACAGCCACUUGGCAAAGAAGACCCGCUCUCGUGACAGGUGGUUUUUGUCCACUCUUAGAAGUUAAAAACAAUACAUAAAUGGUAUUAUUUA
Molecule: messenger RNA, 1075 nt
Organism: Daphnia magna
Lineage: Eukaryota; Metazoa; Arthropoda; Branchiopoda; Diplostraca; Daphniidae
Product: distal membrane-arm assembly complex protein 2
Source: RefSeq, a predicted model, not a curated record